Messenger RNA from Puccinia graminis f. sp. tritici CRL 75-36-700-3, 1995 nucleotides. RefSeq lists its product as uncharacterized. The transcript has 3 exons. The record is from RefSeq and is a predicted model, not a curated record. Lineage: Eukaryota; Fungi; Basidiomycota; Pucciniomycetes; Pucciniales; Pucciniaceae. Gene Ontology annotation, cellular component: nucleus; cytosol. The coding region runs from base 75 to 1859 and encodes 594 amino acids. Gene Ontology annotation, biological process: NAD-cap decapping; nuclear-transcribed mRNA catabolic process. Gene Ontology annotation, molecular function: mRNA 5'-diphosphatase activity.
CCCCCCCCAGUCACUGUGGAGUAUAAAAGGCUCACUUUGACCACCAUCCAGGGCACUUCACCACUCCCACCAUCAUGCCAGUCAAUCUCAACAACCUACUCAACAGCACCCCAGUCUCACCCCCACACUCACACUUUCAUCCCAGUAAGAACCAAGGACCAUCAGCAAUCGAACUCUCCAACCUACUCUCGCCAGCAGUAGACACCCAUCGAUCAUUACCCAAUCAGCAGCAACAGCAGCACUACUACGACUACGACAAUCAGCCAGAAGAAGAAGAAGAAGAAGAAGAGGAGGAGGAGGAUGAAGAGCAGAAGCAGUUCCUCGAGGCUCUCCAAGCACCACCACCAUUAACCCAACCCUCUACUCACACCCUCCCCGCCCCGAUCUUCAAUCGCACACGAGCUCCCAAUCAAUCCAAAUUAACAUCCUACCAACGCCCAAUUCCUUUCACCUCCUUCUCUUACGACGAGCAUCGUCUGAUUCGCACCGGCAACUCCCAGUUCGACUCCCUCAGACCUUUCCAUGUCCCUCAUGACUUCCUGGGCUUCGAUCUCGCCCAUCGGUUCGAUCAGGCUGUCCUUAGAGAUGAAUCUAUUGAUGAAGGUAUCGAUGGACUCCUAGUCAGUCUAAUAGAUUUUUUGGAUAAAGCUGAUCCAAAAGAGCGACUAGAUAUAUGCCGAGGAGUAUUAUCAGCGGGGUUAAUAACCUGGCGGGGAGUAUUAACGAAGCUAUGCUCGACGGUAUAUGAGACGGGAGGGGAGGGGGAGAGAGGAGGAUGGACGAAGGAGGUAAUGAUGGUUGAUGGGACGGUGUACGUGAUCGAUGGGCCGAAGACGGCCAGCGAGGACGGGGGCUCCUCGGCCCACCAGACCUACUACGGCCAUUCCUACGAGAGUCUGGUCACCAACCCGGACGGCUUCCAGGACGUCAAUACUAACACCCAGUGGGUCGCCGUCGUGAAGGCCAACCUCAAUGGGAACAGGAUCAUCCUCGGCGGCGAGGUCGAUUGCAUCGAUCCCUUGGUGUUCAAUCAGGUCCAUCAGCAACUCUCGAACCCUCAUCCUCACCACCAAUCUCCGCCUCCGAUCCCUAUCGAUCACUUCGUCGAAAUCAAAACUUCGGUCAUCCCCUCUUCUGAGCGCGAUCAUUGGAACCUGUAUCGGUUCAAGAUGCUCAAGUUCUGGCUCCAAUCCUAUCUAUUAGGAGUGCCGAAGAUCCACGUGGGGUUGCGAGACCGUAGCGGAAUAGUACGAGAUGCGCAGGACUACCCAACGCACGAGAUACCGGUGCUAGUGAAGCAACCGCAGACGAAGCCGGGGGGACGAUGGUCGAGCGAGCUAUGUCUAGAGGGCGGUGGGGGGAUCAUCUCCUUUGUGGUCGAUCGACUGAGGCGGGAUGGGGCGGAGGGAGGGCAGAGUCGGCAGAGACUGUUCCAGGCCCGGCUGGAGACGAUCAUCGCGCAGGAGGCCGCUCGAUGGCGUGCUGAAGGUGCGCCAGCCCAGCCCGGUCUCUCCGACAGUUGUUUCCGCCAGAUCGCCUCGCUCGCACAGUGGCCAGUCUACUCCCUCCGCUUCCGGCCCGCCCAGAACCAAGGCGUCCCCGGCACACUCGAGCUUGUCGAAUCUCCCGCGGAGCUCGUCGCUCAAUCAGUCGCCCAUCGAAUGUCCGAUCACCUCUUCGGCUUCCUUCAUCCUCUCUCAAAUCCCCCUCAUGAUCAUCGUCAGUCAUUCAAACCUUCUAGAAUCGGCUUCCUUCCCUCCCUCUGGAUCAAUUAUCUCGUCCUCACUCGGGUCCAACUUGCACUCGAAUCGGACCCCUCCUCUGCCUCAAGAAACUUUAAACAUCACUCAUCAACUUGAUUUAUCUCCGUUUCCGAUAUAUAUGUAUAUAUACCGGUUACUAUACCUUAUCUGGAAACUCCUCUUCCAUACCCAUUUUGACCAUAUCCGUUUCAGUCUUUUUUUUUUUUUUUGGGGGGGAGGGGGGGGGGAAGGG